GCAUCACGGAAGUGUGGUAUUAACUCAACCAGCGACAGGGGAGCGAGAGGAGGAAGAGGAUACGUGGGGAAGAUGGUUCCGGUGUGCGUGCAGUGCGGGACGAGGACCAACCCGUGCCGGUGCAAGGUGGUGGGGCCGACACUGGGGUUCCUGGCGUUCGCGGCGGCGGCCGCGGUGGAGUGGCCGGUGGGGGCGGUGGUCUACCUCUUCCGCCACAUGAAGGGCCGGCGGAUCAUGGCCCACCCUGCCGCCGUCGUCUACCCCUCCGUCGCCAACGCCAUCCCCAUUUGAUCCGGUGCUACCCUCUCCCGGUUAAGUCGAUCUCGAAGUGUGUAUUAGUGUCUAGUGUCUCGGAUAGCUAAGUAUUGCUUCAUGUUGUACUGCUGUUGACACCAAGAAUAAAUUGGAGGAAGCUUUCCUGUUGAA
This is a messenger RNA of Musa acuminata AAA Group (dessert banana), 426 nucleotides long. RefSeq lists its product as uncharacterized. The record is from RefSeq and is a predicted model, not a curated record. Bases 73 to 291 code for a protein of 72 amino acids. The transcript has a single exon. NCBI's taxonomy places the organism in Eukaryota, Viridiplantae, Streptophyta, Magnoliopsida, Zingiberales, Musaceae.